This is a messenger RNA of Plasmopara halstedii, 1221 nucleotides long. RefSeq names its product uroporphyrinogen decarboxylase. Lineage: Eukaryota; Oomycota; Peronosporomycetes; Peronosporales; Peronosporaceae. The transcript is spliced from 3 exons. Gene Ontology annotation, cellular component: cytosol. The record is from RefSeq and is a predicted model, not a curated record. Gene Ontology annotation, molecular function: uroporphyrinogen decarboxylase activity. The coding region runs from base 1 to 1221 and encodes 406 amino acids. Gene Ontology annotation, biological process: heme biosynthetic process.
AUGGGUGAAGUGACGACCACGUCACUCGCCGUGGCCAUUUCGGCCGCAGCCGCUGCUGCAUACAUCAUACAGCGUCAGCAAACGAAAAAGAAACCCCAAAAAAAGCUUCCAUUUCCCACAUCGCGGACGCCACUCAAGCGCGUGCCAUUAGACGAAUUACCAGAGCUAAAAAACGAUCUACUGCUUCGUGCUCUACGUGGUGACCACACGGAGCGCGUGCCCGUGUGGUGCAUGCGCCAAGCCGGACGACACCUGCCAGAAUUUCGUGAGCUUCGCGAUAUGGGCUACGACUUUUUUACGAUGUGUGGAGUGCCCGAAUUAGCCGUGGAAGUGAGCUUGCAGCCGUUGCGGCGUUAUCAUAUGGAUGCGGUCAUCAUCUUUUCGGACAUUUUAGUGAUUCCACAAGCCAUGGGAAUGAUUGUCAAGAUGGUCCCAAAAAUUGGACCAGUGCUGCCUGAUCCGAUCCGUACGCCAGAGGACAUUGACAAGCUCAAUUUAAAUCCAGACAUUGAUGAGACACUGGGUUAUAUGCUGGACGCCCUUAAUUUGGCUCGACAAAAGAUCAAUGGCGAAGUGCCACUCAUUGGAUUUGUUGGUGCCCCUUUGACUCUUAUGUGCUACAUGAUUGAGGGAAGCGGCAGUCGUACAAAAGCUCUACUUAAGACAUUUCUGUACCAGCAUCCAGAUGCAGCUCAUAAACUGCUACAGGGCAUUACGACUGUAUGUGUGAACUUCAUGCUGGCACAACAGCGUGCAGGAGCCCAAGCGCUGCAGGUGUUUGAGACUGUGGGGGCCGAAGCGCUGACUCAAGACCAUUUUUACGAGUUUGUAUACCCGUAUUUAGUCCAAAUUGCAGACCGUGUCAAGGCGGAGAUUCCCAACACGCCGCUUAUGUGCUUUUGUAAGGGAACACAGUAUGGGUAUGAGAAGCUUGUAGCUACAAAGUACGACUGCAUUGGUCUUGACUGGCAAUCAGAUCCAGUUUCAGUGCGUCAAAUAGCUCGUGGUCGCGUCUCGCUACAGGGAAAUCUUGAUUCAAGCGUUAUUUACGCAUCUACUGACAUAAUUUACGACGAGGUCAAGAAGAUGCUCAAGCGCUUCGGCACACAGAAGUACGUGGCUAAUCUAGGCCAUGGCUGCUUCCCAGAUAUGAAGCCGGCCCAUGUAGAUGCUUUUAUCAAGGCAGUGCAGCAGAUUUCUCUAGAGAUGAACGCGCGUUAA